This is a messenger RNA of Photinus pyralis (common eastern firefly), 650 nucleotides long. Its product is annotated as selenoprotein M-like. Bases 18 to 650 code for a protein of 210 amino acids. Gene Ontology annotation, molecular function: oxidoreductase activity. Gene Ontology annotation, cellular component: endoplasmic reticulum lumen. The transcript has a single exon. Lineage: Eukaryota; Metazoa; Arthropoda; Insecta; Coleoptera; Lampyridae. The record is from RefSeq and is a predicted model, not a curated record.
CUUAAAACAAUAUCGAAAUGAUGCUGACUACUUCAAUUUUUGGAUUAUUGGUCCUCGCGUCAUGGUGUCACUCAUUCGACGAAGAAGACGAGACGCGCGAAAUAGCGAAGGCAAGGGUGGAAAGCUGCCCCGGUUGUAAGCUAUACAGUCUACCCGAAGUAAAUUCGUUCAUUUUCGAAGACGUGCCGUUGUAUAUAAAUGUCGAAACGGAAUUUAUUAGUGGCGCACCGCCGGAAUUGGUAUUUUUGAACGCGAAUGGUGAGGAAUUGGAACGAAUAAAUUUAGAAAAAUACAGCAGGAAGGAGUGCAAUCAGCUGCUUCGUGAACGCGGGUUUAUGAGACCGGCGAAGAUUGUAAAGGCAAUAGUGGAAAGUUGCCCCCGUAGUAAAUUAAGCCGCUUGGAAGAAUUGAGGGAUUUUAUUGACGACGAUGUGAUUAUCUACAAUAAUGUAGAGGUUAAAUUUCUGGACGAGGUUUCUUCGCCUGAACUCGUGCUUAUAAAUGAAGAUGGCGAUGAAGAGGAUAGGGUAAAUUUGGAAUCACUGACCAGAGAGCAGUGCAAUGAUUGGCUCACUGAUAACGGAAUUACCCUGAAGAUGCAGGAAUAUUACUAUGAAGAUGUUUGGAGGCAAAGUAAGGAAGAGUUAUGA